AUGACGAAGAAGUAUUUAUACAGAAAUCAGGAACGAUUGUGAUUGCGAUUAUCAGAGUUUCAUCGGGAGGCCUGUCAAUGUCAGGUGUUGUGGCGCCAUGGCGGUGGGAUCAACUGGUCCAUAUUGUGGUGUGAGGAUGAGUGAUAGCGUCUGGCUGUGCCUUGGGGCCCAGGCAACGGAAAAGUGGGCUGGCAAAGGGAUUGGCUAGGGCAGAAUGCGGUCGAUAUAUGCUUUGGCAAACUCAAAGAGUGUUUGGAGUACCAAAAUAGAGGUUGUGAUGUGGUAGGGUGGUGUGGGUGUAUGGCGCAGUGCAAAAGAGAUGGUGUUGCCAUGUGCGGAUGGGUUGGGCCGUGAUGAGGGGGGUGGAACCCAAAUGGUGUUGAAGCAGAGUGACCAAGGAGUCUGUUUUUGUCCGGGGUGUGCGGAGGUGUCAGCAGAUUGUUUUGAGGAUUGUAGACGUGGUAACCGGGAGCAGUCGGGCACUGGAGACACGUGUUUUACAGGACGAAACGCGCGCCGUUUUGACGAUCAAACGAAUGCAAGACUCAUUCGCUGUUCAGUCUGAAUAGCGCACGACGGCAUGACAGACGAGGCAAGGAGAAGGAGACAGGGUUGAGGAGGUAGAUUGCAAAGGCGACAUGGUGUAUUACUAUCUAGUGGAGAAAAGAGGGUACGAUGUGGCACGUGUACAAAAUCUGGAUCAACCAAUUGCGGCCGCGAUAAGGAGUCGGUCACGCGAGGUGAUGAGCAAGAGACGCACCAAAAAGAGGGUGGAGGGAUGUACAGAGAGUACUAGUAGGAUAAGUCGGGAGGACGAGCGCUGGUGGACUUGGCGCCAGGCGUAUGUAAGAAAAGAGAUGACGUUAUGGAUCGAACGUGUACGGUGCUGAUACCGGCC
Molecule: messenger RNA, 898 nt
Organism: Serpula lacrymans var. lacrymans S7.9
Lineage: Eukaryota; Fungi; Basidiomycota; Agaricomycetes; Boletales; Serpulaceae
Exons: 1
Coding region: 639-890 (83 amino acids)
Source: RefSeq, a predicted model, not a curated record